UUAGCCAAUCCAAGCUCAUUUGAAAAAGAUGGCGGACAGCGGUAAUGCCGAGCGCGCUGAGGACCCUUUCAAAAGUCUUCUCGGCGAAAUUACCGAAGACCAGUGGGAGACAUAUAAAGCGCUAAAAAAACACCAAGGCAACUUGGUGAUUGACAGCUCGUCGGAGGACUCGAGCGACGAAGGCGAUGACACGGAAGACAAGCGUCUCCACGUGGGCUCUGUUGCAUCCACAGAAACUCCGACUGCAGACAACAGCAGCGACGGAUCCGAGGAUGCGGACGCUUUGCAGUCGCAGUCUACACUUACCGACAAGUACCUCAACGGAGAGAUCAGCUUUGCAGAGUUUACAGAUCGCCUGGAUGACCUCAAAGUUCCGAAAACGGUACCCGGGUCAGAGAUUAGCACGCCGAAAGAGCAGACGGCGUCGGAGGAGAGCGACGAUCCCUUCAAGGAGCUCGCUCCCACCACUAGCAGACGGGGUCGCAGGAAAGGCAAGCGGCCGAUGCAGCGCCCGAGCCGCCUGCCAAAAGACCUGCAGGGGCUGAUGGGUGAAGCAAACCUGUGCUUUGCACGCGGAGACCAUGAGGAUGCCAUCAAGAUGUGCAUGGAAGUCAUUCGCCUUGUGCCCCGUGCCCCGGAGCCCUUCCAGACGCUGGGCAUGCUAUACGAGGAGAUGGGCGACCCGGCCAAAGCCCUGCAAUUCUCCCUGAUCGGGGCCCACCUGAGCCCGGACGACGCGGACGAAUGGGCGCGCCUCGGAGAGCUAAGCCUGGAGCAGGGUGACGUGCGCCAGGCGACGACCUGCUACGCCCGGGCGGUGCGGGCGGACCCCUCGAACCUGGACCUGCGCCUCGAGCUGUGCACCCUCUACGAGCAGGCUGGGGAGCAGAGAAAGGCCCUCGACUGCUGCUCCUCUCUCGUGCAGCAGAUGGGGCCCUCUCAGGGGGCACAGUGCCUGCAGCUGUCCAGAGAGCUUGCCAAGGUUCAUCAUCAGAGGGGCAACGUGGCGGCAGCCAUCAACGUGCUCCAGAGCGCACUCACCAAGUGUCCCUCCGACAUUGCUUCCGAAGACGUGAACAUGUUGUUGGAGCUCCAACUCGGCGAGAAGCUUUACGUCGACGCCUUGAUGGUGCUGCACACCCACUGUGGCGUCCGCCUGCUUCCUUUGGAAGCGGACAAAGAGUUUUCCUCCGCCAUUUCUUUGGAGACGGGAGGUGUGAAACGCUUUGAAAGCUGCGAGGUGCCCAACGUGCUUCCGGUCGACCUGCGAGUCAAGCUCGUGCUCAGCCUCAUUCACCUCGACGGUCAGCAUCUGGUGCUGGGCCUUGUGGAGCAGCUGAGUACCGAAGAUCCUGAAGAGGUGGGGGACCUGAUGCUGGACGUGGCCGAAGCGUUCCUGGAGAAAGCAUCUCCUGGUCGAGCCCUGCCCCUGCUCGCUCAGCUCGUGGAGAGCAAGAACUACAGCCUGGCCGCCGUGUGGCUGCGCUACGCCGAGUGCCUCCAGCAGCUGGGACGCUUCGAGGAGGCGACGUCGGUGUACCGGCGCGUCUGCCGCAUGGCCCCGGGGCACGCCCAGGCACGCCUCGCCCUCUGCUCGCUCCUCCUGAGGCAGGGACGCACCGACGAAGCCAUCGCCUGCCUCGAGCCAGGCUACAACAAUGAAGAUUCUGCCACCGCUAACAGUGAUGUCACCGCAGUGGGCAACACUCCACAAGAGGCGGCUGGGGUGCUUCUGCGUCGUGCACAGCUACUGCUAGAGGCCAAGCGUAAUGAUGCCUUUGUGGAUGCUGCCAUGUUGCUGCUUUGCAGUCACUGUCCUCAAGUGGAGACCGACAAUGAGUAUGCCGCGGUGUACUCCAACUUUUCGUAUCGAGGCCGCAUGGAGGUGUUGCGUGACCUGCUCCAGAAGAGAGGUGUCGUACCUAACAAUUGGCUGACAUCGGAUAGCGGCAUAUGCAUCGACGACCUUUGGACCUGUUUUCUCGACCUUUUCCGUGUGCUGCGCGAAUUGGGCCGCACGAAAGAGCUGCAGCAGGCCGUCACUCAAGCGCUGGUGUCGCCGCUGUUGAACAAGGAAUUAUCCAGAACGAAGGAGAUGGAGUUCUUAAGCCUUGUGGCUCACUACAACGACCCCGACGUGGAAGAGCACACAUACUCCCUGUCAAGGGCGCUGGUGCUUAAAAAUCCAAAGAACAUCCGUGCCUGGAACUUGUUUGGGCUGGCGGUCAAUGUGAGCCCCGUGAUGCGGCACAACCGGUUCUGCCUCCGGCUACUUUACAAAUACCCGGACAGCAUACCUCUUGGGCUUCUGAACGGUCACAACGCCCUGGUGUCGGGAACAUACAAGCAUGCCAUCGGGGAGUACGUGCACCUGAUGCAGGAGACGGAGCAGCAGAUCCCACUGGUGGUCUUCUGCGUGGGCCUCUGCCUGACGCACAUGGCCUGCCAGAAGUUCUCGGCCAAGCGGUACUCCCUGUACGUCCAGGCCGUCGCCUUCCUCGGCCGCUACGCCGAGCUCCGGGGACGCUGUCAGGAGACGUCCUUCAACGUCGCAAGGGCACUGCACCAACUGGGACUGCUUCACCUGGCUGCGCACCACUACAAGCAGGCUCUCGAAAUGCCUCCCCCAGUGACCGGAAAUGAUGAGGUGUUUGACCUGCGCAGAGAGGUGGCCUUCAACUUGAGUCAGUUGUACAUGUCUAGUGGCAACACACGACUCGCAAGCUACUACAUCUCGAAGUACUGCAUUAUCUGAAGCUAAGAAUCUUGCCACAAAAAAAGGUCAUAGACUUUGACUCGCAAUUGCAAGACAUCAAAACAAAAGGACAUUCGUUUUCACUUUUGCCGGCCAGGUGUGGUGAGGUACACUAACUCUUGUUGGUGCCGUGUUGUAAAUAUCUCGCGUAAAAAAAAGAAUUAAAAAUUAUACAAGCUUGAUUAUGCUGACCAA
Messenger RNA from Ixodes scapularis (black-legged tick), 2950 nucleotides. Its product is annotated as general transcription factor 3C polypeptide 3. The coding region runs from base 29 to 2755 and encodes 908 amino acids. Gene Ontology annotation, biological process: transcription by RNA polymerase III. The transcript is spliced from 24 exons. NCBI's taxonomy places the organism in Eukaryota, Metazoa, Arthropoda, Arachnida, Ixodida, Ixodidae. Gene Ontology annotation, cellular component: transcription factor TFIIIC complex. The record is from RefSeq and is a predicted model, not a curated record. Gene Ontology annotation, molecular function: protein binding.